Messenger RNA from Cetraspora pellucida, 4857 nucleotides. The record is from the annotation of a GenBank genome assembly. Lineage: Eukaryota; Fungi; Glomeromycota; Glomeromycetes; Diversisporales; Gigasporaceae.
AUGCUUACAAGGUCGAAACGAGACGGAAGAAAGGUUACCUUUCAAACGUCACAACGGGGUAGAAAAAAACCUACUUCAAGAAUGACUAGGUCAUCUAAUAGAAAAGCCUUUAUUCUGUCAACUUCGUCUGAAGAAGAUCACACCCCAGAAGAAGUCGAAGUGCAUAAACAAGUUUCAGAAAGUGAGCUUGAAUCUGAAGAAAACUUUCAAAUCACUACGCGUUCUUCAAGAAAUAGGGCACGAAUCAAUUAUUCUGAUGAAAAAUAUUAUUCAAGUCGUCUUGACGAUAAUGGAAAUUCGAAAAGGAAAGCAAAAGAAUUUUCAGAUGACGAGAUUGAAAAGAAACGGAUUAAACCUUCAAAACGAGUCUUAAUAAAUAAGCGGAAAAAAUCUCAUAAAGCCGAUAAAUAUGAUUCAUCUGAACAAAAAAGACGAUCUCUUCGAAAUAAUAUAAAUCUCAAGGAGGCCAGCUACUAUGAAGGGACUUCUAAUAGUGAUGACGACGAUGUGUCAGAGUUGUCUGAACCAAAUGAAUCAUCUGAAUCGUCUGAGUCGUCUGUUCAAGAAAGGCAUGCUUUUCGUCGGAAGAUCAAGAAAAAUUAUCAUAUUGUAUCUUCAGAUGAGUCUGAUAACGAAACAAUAAUAGAAACUUCGAAUGCAUUUGAUGAACACGCCCCAAAAGCUUCAAUAACGGAGUCAGAGGUUGAAUUGCAGUAUGUACAUAUAGUGGAUCCAAUUCCUCCGUAUAAGAUGCUACGAAAGGAUGAUCCAGAAUUUAUUGAAAAGCACAUAUGGUGGUGUGAAAGAUGUGGUGACAACAAAUCCAAAGGAACUUUUGUAUAUUGCGAAAAAUGUUCAAUUACGUAUCAUCGAUCAUGCUAUCAAUUAAGGAAUAUAGUUGUGAAUGGUAUUGUUAAAUGUAAGUAUUGUAUCGAAAAUGAUCCUGAGUGCAUUAUUUGUCAUAAACGCUCGGAAGAGGAGAGCAGCAAGAAGAUAAGUGGUGAACAUCAACAACCUAAAGAAAUAAGUGUAAAUAAAGAAGUGGUAAAUGAGAUUCAACAGUCCAGCGAAGAAAUAAAUGGCGAUGAUCUUCAGCAAUCUAAAGAGGUGACCAUUAACGAAGAGGACGCGGCGUCAUCUUCCAGCUCGAUAUCAGACCCUUAUCCAAAUUUAUUAUUUCGGUGCAAUCGUUGCAAACUCACUGCACAUGAAGAUUGCCUACCUCAAUUAAAUGAAGGUGGUCCACCUGAUCUUAAUAUAGACUUUUAUCGCGAGACGUGGAAUUGUCAUUUAUGUAGACGUUGGGAAUGGGAAGUUGAUAAAAUAUUAACAUUCAGAUACAUUUCGAAAAAAUCCGAAGAUCAAUCACCUAUAUUGGACAAAUCAAACACGUUAUUAAAAGCAUCUGAAAUUGAGGUGCUUGUUAAAUUCAAAGGUCGAUCUUAUCGUAAAGUUGAAUGGGUUCCUGGGUAUUGGUUAAUGAAUGCUUCGAGUCUAAGAUAUCGAUAUUUCGUGAAAACAAACCCUGUGCCCUUAAGUGAAGAAGAUGUUAUUCCUCGUGAAUGGCUAAAAAUACACCGCGUCCUUGACAUAGAGUAUUCUAAUAAUAAAACUCUACGAGAGAAAUUGUCCUCCAAAAAGGGUGGAUCAGGCGUAGAAACAAUGAAAAGGGCAUAUAUAAAAUGGAAAGGCCUUAAGUACAUUGAAUACAUAUCUGAGUUGGAUGAAAAGAAGUUUGCUAAAGCCCUAAAAAUUCGCCGCAAAGCUUACAAAAUUGGUGUAAUGGAUCGAUUCGUGGAUAGAUCAUUUCAGGAGAUAAGGAAACAACCUGCGUGGUUGUCAAGUAAUCCAAAAUAUAAAAACAAAUUGAUGGAUUAUCACUGGCUAUUACACAACUGGAGUCUAGAAACUUCCUGCGUCCUUGCUGACGAAAUGGGGCUAGGAAAAACAAUUCAAAUAAUAGUAUUUCUUAAUAUACUAUUUAAAGAUCGCCAUUGUUACCCAUUCAUUAUUGUCGCGCCAAAAUCUACAACUGCGGGCUGGUCUCGUGAAUUUAAGCGAUGGGCUCCUAAUUUAGUCGCAGUAGAAUUUCAUGGGGACAAAGAAUCUUGUGAGGUUGUUGAAAAAUACGAAAUGUUUCCAGAUGAAUCAUCGUUGAAGUGUCACGUGGUGAUAACUACACCAGAAACUGUCCUUACUCGCUCUAGAGUCCUUUCAAAAGUUCGUAUGUGGGAAGUAAUGGUUGUCGAUGAAGCACACAGCCUGAAAGGUGGUGAUACAAGAAAAGUCUUCAGGCAAUUGAAUUCGACUUUGAAAAAUGUAUUUUACAAAGUUUUAUUAACUGGUACACCAUUAAUGAAUAGCAUAGAUGAGCUAUUUAAUUUGCUCCAUUUCUUGGGUCAUGAAGCAUUUAAAAAACCAAAGGAAUUAUCCGAGAAAUAUCAAGGACUACCUUCUGCCGAACAAUUACCAGCAUUGCAUAAGUUGUUGAAAAAUUACUUUUUGAGACGUACUAAGAACCAAGUCAAUAUAGAGCUUCCUCCAAUGGAUGAUGUAAUAGUUCGCGUUAGCAUGACUGCUGUACAAAAAAAGAUUUAUAAAGAGACUUUUGAAAAGAACGCUGAAUUUUUGAGAGAGGUCACAAAAGCAAGAUGUAAAUCAACUGGAUUUUCUAAUAUAAUGAUGAGGCUACGACAAAUCGUUUGUCACCCAUACCUUAUUAAUCGUGACGUAGAUAAUGGUGAAGAUCAUGAAAAUUAUGAAAGCUAUAACGCUGAACGACGAAAAAGGCUUGUAGAAUCAAGUGGAAAACUCAUUAUCUUGCGAGAUAUGCUAAGAAAAUUACAUGAUACCGGACAUCGGGUGUUAAUAUUCUCCCAAUUUGUUGAUAUAUUAUCAAUAUUAGAAGAAUUUUGUGAGGAUGAAGGAUAUUCACAUGUGAAACUUGAUGGAUCGACAUCAAAUGAAGUACGACAGGAGAAUAUUUCCGCUUUUCAAGCACCUGACAAGGAUAUCUUUAUAUUUUUGUUAUCAACACGCGCUGGUGGCGUUGGAUUGAAUUUGAUGGCUGCUGACACGGUGUUUAUAUUUGAUCCAGAUUUUAAUCCACAUCAAGACAUACAAGCUUUGAGUCGUGUACAUAGAAUCGGUCAAUUUAAACCUGUAAAAGUAUUUAGGUUUAUUACUCAAUUUUCAGUAGAAGAACGUAUAGUAGAAAAAGGUAAAAUAAAACUCGCCAAAAAUGAGCUUGUUGUGGAGAAAAUGGAUGAUGAAAUUCUCGACGUCGAAGAGGUAGAUGACAUAAUUCGUUGUGGAGUGCGAGCAUUAUUUAGUGAAGAUGUAAAUGAAAAACCUGUCGGAAUUUAUACGGACGAAGCAAUUGAGAAGUUGUUGGACCGUUCUCAGAUGAAGGUUGUUGAAAAAAACACGGAGUCCAAAAACUUGACCGGAUUCGCUUUCGCGCGAGUAUGGGACACCGAAAAUCAGGUCAUAAUUGAUGAGAUCAACACUGAAGAGCGGGACGGAGUUAAACCAUCAAACGAUUUCUGGGAUAAACUUCUGGCGCACGUCGCCAAGCCGUCGAAGGUAGUGACUAUUGAAGGUCGUGGGGCGAGAAAACGAAAUAAAGUUGUGAGAGAUUAUCAAUCCUCGUCGAAAAAACAGAAAAAGAAGCAACUUCCUGCGACUGAUCCAGACUUUGAUCCGUCAGAACGCAUUGAAACCUCAUCUGAGUCCAGUUCGGAUGAUCUAGAUGAUGAGGAUGUUAUGGGCAUGAAUAUGGUCGAAGAAGUUAAAUUAAGACCUGGAAAAAAUGCUCGAAAGGAAAAAGCAAAAACCCAGAGUCAAAUGGACGUUGUGGAAAAUGGACAACAAACAACAAUUAUCCCGAACCAGGUGACUAUCCCGAGCCAAGUGACUAUCCCGAGUCAAGUGACUAUCCCGAGCCAAGUGACUAUCCCGAAUCAAGUGACUAUCCCGAGUCAAGUGAACGUUAUUGAAAAUAGACAACAAACAAUUGUUCAGAAUAAAGUGAAUGUAAUAGAAAAUAGGAAUCAAACAAAUAUUCAGAAUCAAGUGAAUGUUAUGGAAAAUGGACAACGAAUGACACCCGGUUCAGAGGGUGGGAACACUUAUGUUAGACAGCCGUUAACAUACGUUAGACAACCGUUAACAUACGUUUCAGGUGAAAUGGUCAAUUAUCAACAAAAACAAUUAACGCCGGUUUCGACAGAAAGAGGCAAUAUUCAACAUAACUCUCGUUAUAUCGCACCAGUAUAUAAUCAGAAGAGUUCAGAAUCUCCGACAGUACUAAAUAUACAACGGCAGCAACAAUAUUUUGCACAAUUGCGCAUGCAGCAAUAUUAUCGUCAAAUGCAGAUGCGUAGACAAGGGUAUGAUGGUUAUCCUGUAGAGCUUCAGGCGACCAGUUCGUUAAUGACCAAUAGUUCAGUUAAUUCUAGUAGUCCGGCUGUAGCUCAAAUUGUUCAACCUCGUCUUGUUGCAGUUGAAAACAGUGAGCCACCACAAAAUGCAUAUAAUAUGACUACCACAUAUUUACAACUUCCUCAGGGAACAAGCCCAAUUUCUCAGGAAUUUAAUUCAGUUAAUGGAAGUAAUACACCUAAUUCAAAUAAAUCUAUGAUUAAUCACUUUAUGAUGAUAUUCGAUAAAUUACAAAAGAGUCAAGAAGAUGUGACAAACAGAUUAAUAGCAUUAAUAAGAGUUUAUCGUGAAUUACAAAAGUUAGAAUUCGACAUUGAAAAAUACAUUGCGAUGCAAUCGGAGAACAAUCUACUCGAUAAAGCGCUCAUGGCAGCUUUUAGACAAUCACAAAUAAUUUGCUUGGAUUCCGAUUAG